UCUAGAGCGAGCAACACGAUGCUACGCGUUUGGUGUGUACGUAGCAUAAGACUUUUGCACAGUACUAUUCUACAGUAUUCUACUAUUUUACAGUAUUUUCUUCCACCAAGCAAUGUAAAGAAAUCAGUUGUGGGUGCAGCAAUGUAGUUGCCACGCAACACAGACACAGCAACAAAAACAGUUGAAAGGUUUGUUACUCGACACCCUGGUUUGACACGUGGCUGCAGAAGAUGCAGAAUUUCAGAAGCAUCAUCAGAAUUCUCCAGGCCCUAGGUGAUCAUUGGAGAUUGCAUCGCGAUUGAUAAGGGUUUUGUUUGGAUGUGUCAAGGGGAUUUUCUCUGAGAAGAAUAAACAGGGAAAUAAACAGACAAAAAUCUGUCUUAGAAACGUCUUGAGACAGGCCUACAGGCUACACUAAAAUAAAACUCAGACAAAGUGACAUUAAGCAGUGGGAUUGUUUCUCAUGGCAUAAUAGCUCCUCUUUGAAUGAAAAGCAGAACUGACUUUAAAAACUCAUCACUAUAAGGAGAAGAGGAGCCAAAACCUCAAAAAUGAGUCUUAAAAAUAAGAACAAAUCAGCUUCUUCAGAACCUAGCUGUGUGUCUAUGAAGAGUGACAACUCCAUUCAUUAUCCCCCUCAUUUCAGUGACGGAACUUUGACCUCUGACCUCAGGCAUCUCAGCAAAGAUGAAAACCUUCAAAAUAAAUCUAAAGACCUUCAUCAGGAUUCACAUGAACCAGUAGAUGAUGUUCUGCAGAGAGUCAAAGAUCAACACAAAACCAUCAUGAAGAACAAGUUUGAGAGUUUAUUUGAGGGAAUCAAACAACAAGAGAAUCAAACUCACCUGAAGAGGAUUUACACACAACUGUACCUCAUAGAGGGAGAGAGUGAAGGAGUGAAUGAAGAACAUGAAGUUUUACACAUAGAGAAAAACACCAGAACACAACACUUACAAGACACAACAAUCUACUGCAAUGACAUCUUUAAACGCUUACCUGAACCAGAAUAUAAAACAGAGCAAAGAAGAGAGAGAAAAGACAAAAUCAAGAGCGUUCUUACUAAAGGCAUCGCUGGAAUUGGAAAAACCGUCUCCGUACAGAAGUUCAUUCUGGAUUGGGCAGAGGGAACGGCCAAUCAGGAUGUAGAUUUCAUGUUUGUGCUUCCAUUUCGAGAACUGAACUUGAUUCAAGAUGAUCGGUACAGUCUUCACAAACUUCUGCUUGACUUUCAUCCUGAACUCAAAGAUCUGGACUCAAAGAUUUAUGAUGAGUGUAAAGUUGUGUUCAUCUUUGACGGUCUGGAUGAAAACAGAAUGACACUGAUGUUUUCAGAUGCUAAGAAAGUUUCUGAUGUGACUGAGACUUCAUCAGUGCCUGUGUUGAUAGCAAACCUCAUGAAAGGAGAUCUGAUUCCUUCUGCUUUCAUCUGGAUCACCUCCAGACCAGCAGCAGCCAAUCAGAUCCCAUCUAAAUACAUCAACCGUCUGACAGAAAUCCAGGGAUUCAAUGACGCUCAGAAGGAGGAAUAUUUCAGGAAGAGAAUCAGUGAUGAACAUCAAGCCAGCAGAAUCAUCUCACACGUCAGAAGAUCAAGAAGUCUUCACAUCAUGUGUCACAUACCAGUCUUCUGUUGGAUCUCAUCCACUGUGCUUCAAAACAUCCUGAAACAAGACAAUGAGAGAGCAGAAAUCCCUAAAACUCUGACUGAAAUGUACAUCCACUUCCUGCUGAUUCAGAUGAAUAUGAAGAAUGAGAAGUAUGAUGAGAGAGAUCCAGAGAAACUCCUGCAGUCCAACAGAGAUGUGAUUGUCAAACUGUCUGAACUGGCUUUCAAACAGCUGAUGAAGGGUAAUGUGAUGUUUUAUGAGGAGGAGCUGAGAGAGUCUGGCAUAGACAUCACUGACGCCUCAGUGUAUUCUGGGAUUUGUACAGAGAUCUUUAAGGAGGAAUCUGUGAUGCAUCAGAGGAAAAUCUACUGCUUCAUACAUCUCAGCUGUCAGGAGUUUCUGGCUGCUCUUUAUGUGUUUCACUAUUAUGUGAGUACAACAAUGGAGACACUAAAACAUUUUGCUUCAGUACAGAAUUUGCUUAAAGGUGCAGUGGAUAAAGCUCUUGAGAGUGAAACUGGACAUCUGGAUCUUUUCCUGCGAUUCCUGCUGGGCAUCUCAUUGGAGUCCAAUCAGAGGCUCUUACAGGAUCUACUGACCCACACUGUGGACACCUCAGAAACAAUCAGGGAAUCUAUUACAUAUAUCAAAGACAAAAUCAAUGAUGGACAGGGUCUCUCUGCUGAAAGAUCCAUCAAUUUGUUUCUGUGUCUUCUUGAAGUGAAUGAUCAGACUCUGUACAGAGAGAUUGAGGUGUUUGUGAGAUCAGACAAACACUCAGAGAAGAAACUCUCUGCUGCUCACUGUUCAGCAAUAGCCUACAUGCUUCAGAUGUCAGAGGAGGUGCUGGAUGAGCUGAAUCUGAAGAAAUACAACACAACACAGGAGGGGAGAAGAAGACUCAUACCAGCUGUCGGCAACUGCACACGAGCUAUACUUACAGGCUGUAAUCUCAUGGUUGAGUCCUGUAUAACUGUAGCUUCAUGUCUCCAAUCCUCAAACUCACAUGUGAGAGAUCUAGACCUGAGUAACAAUGACUUGCAGGAUUCAGGAGUGAAGCUCAUCUCUGAUGCCCUCAAGAGUCCAGACUGUAAACUACACACACUGAGAUUAUCAGGUUGUAUGGUGACAGAUGAAGGUUGUUGUUAUUUGGCUUCAGCUCUGAGUUCAAACCCAUCAUCACACCUGAGAGAGCUGGAUCUGAGCUACAAUCACCCACAACACUCAGGACGGCAGAUGCUCUCUCAAAGACUAGAUGAUCCCAAGUGUACACUGGAGAAACUCAAUCUGGAACAUGGAGGACCUUGCAGGAUUACACCAGGACUACGAAAAUAUGCCUGCAAUCUCACACUGGAUCCAAACACAGCAAACGUUCAUCUCGUUCUGUCUGAGGAUAAGAAAACAAUCAUUUAUGUGAAAAAAACCCAGCCAUAUCCUGAUCAUCCAGAGAGAUUUAAAGGUGUUCCUCAGGUUCUUUGUAAAGAGAGUCUGACUGGACGCUGUUACUGGGAGGCUGAAUGGGAAGAGUGGACUCGUAUAGCAUUGACAUAUAAAAACAUCAGCAGGAAUGAAGGGAGUGACAGUAUGUUUGCACUUGAUGAAAAGUCCUGGAGGCUCUUUUGUACUGUCGAUGGAUAUGAUUUUUGGCACAAUAAUAAAAGUAAAGCUAUACCUGCUCCUUCAUCUCGCUCUAAUAGAUUAGGAGUUUAUCUGGACUGGUCAGCUGGCACUCUGUCCUUCUAUAGUGUCUCUGGUACACAAACACUCACACAUAUACACACAGUCAACACAACAUUCACUGAACCUCUAUAUGCUGGAUUUGAUGUCCGUCACAGAGCGUCUUUGUGUCAGAUUUAACUUAAGCAAUCUAAUUUUGAGUAAUUUAUUUACAUGGUGCUUUUAUCAUUCAGAUUUGCCUGGGUGAUUAAAAACACAAUUUUUUGUCAUGUGGCAUGAAUGCUGACAUUCGCUCUUUGAUUGCGUUGUCUGGAUCAUUCCCAGCUCACAGAGAAAAGUUCUAAGAAAGUUCCCAACAUUCGCAAAAUGUUCUGCCAACAUAAAAGGUGUGAAUUUUUUAUAUUUUAAGAACAUUUUUUGAUUGUCUGAAAGUUAGAAAAUGUUUUCAAAUGUUAUGACAAUGUCAUGUUUUAAUAUUCACCCAAUGUUUAAAAUGUAAAUUUCUAUUUACCUUUUUUGCUUGUUAUGUGAAAGAAAGAGAAACAUUGUAUUUCAAAACUGUUAUAAAACAUUAUUUCUAAAUGUUAUUAGGUUUAGAUGUUGAUGUUUUGUUUCAUUUAAAGCCACAAUUAUGGUGAUCAGUGUUUGUUUUAGUUGGACCCUUGAUCCUUGACUAUUGCUUACUUGUUUUCCCUGGCUACAUUACUUUGUGUGUAUGAAGCACAUUUGUUAUGGCAAUGUACAGUAAAGUUAAUUGUGCAAUUCUGUGGUGGUUGGUACAUAAUGGUAAAGAUCAUCAUCUAAUUAAUUGAAUUAGUCACUCAACAAAAAAUAAUUCUGUCAAAAUGAGAUCCAGCAGUUUGUAUGUUCACUCUGUAUUUGGGAUGCGCAAACAUCAAUAAUAAGAGUAUAAAUCUCAACACUAAGAUAUGUCAGUGCAAGUUGUUUUUAAAUUAUAGCAGCUCAAACAUGCAUUUUAGUCUGGGACCAGGACAUGCUCUGUCCGGGCAAACUACCCCUAAAAGAUGGCAUAUUUGGGGGGUAAACAUCAAAAUGGAAACCAAUGAAAACAUGCAGGCCAAUCUUAUUACUCUCAGCAAAGGUGGACACUUUUUCAUAAUUUCAAGUUUUUGAUUUAUAUUUAACAUUUUAAAUACAUUAAACAUCUAUUAAUAUUUUUACUUUUACUUAAGUAAAAAGUACUUUCGUACUUUUACUCAAGAAAAGUACACAAUUUUCAUGUAAUUAGGUAUUAAAUCAAUUUGAAUAUGCAAUAUAAAAUGAAUACACAGUAUGAUUCUAUGCUUUAGAAUUUAGUGAACAUUUUAAGUAAAGUAAAUUUUUUUCCCAAGACAAACACUCUGAUAAAGCACAGAUGCUUGGAAAAUGUAACUAAAAUACUCAAGUAGUGUCCACCUCUGUUGGUACCAGAGUACUUCUUUUUCACAAUCAUACUAAAUACUUGACACUAGCUUGUUAAUUUAUUGUUUUUA
Paramisgurnus dabryanus is the source of this 4777-nucleotide messenger RNA. The record is from RefSeq and is a predicted model, not a curated record. Lineage: Eukaryota; Metazoa; Chordata; Actinopteri; Cypriniformes; Cobitidae.